AUAAACGGUUUACACGGAAGUAUGUGGUAAUAUCACGACACGCAACUAAACGUAGACGACAAGCCCCUCGAGGGCUUUGCUCGCAGCACAGUCGAGCUUGUUGACCGUCGCCCGCGUCCCAGUAACAGUUAGAGCCUGUGCGCGAGUAUGCGCAUCACCAACACUAUUUAUGCAGAAUGACUCGCCAAGGGUUCGCCAGAAGUGGCAAUUGUAAAGAGCGAAUUCCUCGCUGAGCAGCUUUCGCCAUGGCCGCUGCGGCAGUCGCGCCGCCCGACGAGAAGUUCCUCAAGCUCAGAGAGGAGAAUGAGCGGCGGCGCAAGAAGAAGGAAGAAGAGGAGAAGCGCCGUAAGCAGGACGAAGAGCUGAAGACCAAGGAGGCCCUGGAGCGCCGGCGCCUUGAGCGGGUGGAGCAGGAUGAGCGCAUGCGGAAGCCGUGGCAGCAGCCACCGGCCCCAAAGAAGCCCAUUUUGCGUAAAGGAGCAAAGUCCAAACCUUCACAGCCGCCGACCCCAUCAGCUGCGGACCCUAUGCGGAAGUCGCAGCAGGAGGAGAAGCGUAAGGAGCUGCGGCAGGGCCUGCAGGACUUCAUCCGCCAGCAGCGGCAAGCAGCUGUGGCGCCCAAGAAUCCUGCGGGCGCGGGAGGAGGCGGUGGUGGCGGAGGCAACGACGGGGCACCCGUCGUGCCGCUGACAUGGGAGGAGCUGCGGCUGGCUGCCGAGGCGGGCUUUGACGAGCUGGUGCGGCAGCAGGAGGAGGAUGCGGAGCAGCGCGCGGAGGACCCGGUGGCGGCGCGGGCCACACGGCACCGCUCCCCCUACAAGAGCCCCUUCCGCGGUGCACCAGCUCCACCGCAGGAGACUGUCCAGGUGGCUCUGGUGCCCACACAGCAGCACGCGCCGAUCGCGGCCGCGGCGCAUGUGCCGGACACCCCUACAACUGCGGUGCCAGCCACUGCAGACCGCAUGGCCGCACUGCGCACCAGCUACAAAUUCAGUGAUGCCCCCGGCUGGACCGGCCAGCACCCUGCAGCUCUGCAGCAGCACCAGCCGCAGCGCGUGGGUUUGGACGCGGGCACUGGCGGCGGACCCAUGGCCACCACGCCGGCAGCUGUGCUGUACCCACCGGGUGAUGGGCCCGAGGCGGCGACGGGGUCGGGUGACGUUGGUGCGGCGAGCAGCGUGGCAAGCUCGGGCGGGCUUCGUCGCGGUGUGACUGCGGCUGCCCGGUACCGCGUCGCGCCGCUGGAUGCCGAAACGCUGGACUCGGCGGCUGAAGACCCCUGGGGCCGAGACAAUGCCGCAGCAGGCGGCGCAGUGGUGGAUGCCGGGUCUGGCGGCGCCGGGGAGGGCGUGGGAGUGGGUGUUGGUGACAGCGGGCCACCUGGCAGCCCUGGCGGCUCAAGGUCACCGCGGGGGUCCAUGGGCCAACGCCCGCCACUGCCGGGCCCCUACGACUCGCCGUCGCAGCAAGUCUGGCCGCCCCCAUCGCCACAGCAUUCGCAGCAGCAGCAGCAGCAGCAGCAGGCGGUGGGCACGCCGCGGCGGCCUGCAGCGGUAGCGGUUUCGGGCCCGCCUGCGGACCCGCUGGAGGCGAGCCUGCUGGCCGGCGGCACCCUGGCGGCGCUGCAGCAGGCAGAUGGCUUCCGACUGACAUCGCCGCGGCCUGCGGGCACGACGCCCCAGCAGUCGUGGGACCAGCCCGCAGCGAGCGCGCACGUACAGGAGCCGCUGUCGCUGCAGCCAUCUCAGUCCGCCGACUACGCGCGUACUCAGCAGCAACAGCAGCAGCAGCAGCAGCCGUCGGCGCAGAAGACUGCGCGGCGGGGCUGGGGCGCGCCGCCGGGCCAGGCGCAGGCGCCUCUGCAGCAGCCGGGCAGUCCUGGGGCGCAUUACGGCGACGAUCCGCCCAUGCCGGCGUGGGCUCAAGCUGGCUCAGGGGCGCAUGGGGGCGGUGCCGCGCCGGAGCACUCCGGCGCCUGGGCUGGUGGAGAAGCAGGUGGCGGCUUGGGUGAGUCUGGCGCGGACUUUGGCGGGGAAGUUGGACUGGACAUGGGUGCCAGCGGCGGCUUGGCGGGCGCAGGGGUGCAGACUGCCGUGCGCCACAGCAUUGGUGUGGGCGACAGCGGCGGCCCAGCCAUGUGGCAGCGUGAGUCGGUGACGCUGCCGCGAGCGUCGCAGGCCCAGGUGCAGCGCGCGCCUGCGGACUUUGGUACCCCGGCCCUGCAGCCACGGCACGAAGACAGCGAGCCGCAGUUCCAGGCAGUCAGCCCCGCUGAGGUGCAACAGUCUGUGCCGCUCGUGCCAGCUGUGUCGCCGGCGCACGGACCCGAGCCAGGUGCUCGCCUGUCGUAUAACGACGUGCCUCUGCAGGGCUCCCCAGCCCUUACGGCCAGUGUCGCGUCUUCUACGACGUCAACACCAGCCCGAGCGCCAUCUGAGGCCGCGCGCUCUGUCUCCCUCGCGGCCAGCUCGCCGCACCAAGCUCCAGCACCCGGGGUAGUGUCGACUGAGCGGAGCAGCGCUGUGGGUGCAGAGGCCAGCAGGGGCUUGCAGUCGGCUGUGGAUGCCAGCGAGGAGGCUGUACGAGCAUCGACCGGGGGCCACAAGCAGGGCCUGGAGGACGCGGUGUUGGGGGAUGUCGCUGAGGCGGAGCACGAGCCAUGGGUGCCGCCCAUGCUAUCAGCCUUGCCGCCACCGGUAAACAUUAGCACCGAUGGACUGCCGGCGGCAGCGCCUGUGGUACUGCGGCAUGAGCCCCUGCAGGGGUCCGCUACCGGGGCAGCUACAGCUGCGCUCACACACCUCGCUGCAAUGGCUGCCGGGACGGCGCUGCCCCCUGUUACAGCUGCGGCAUCUGCGGCGCCUGGAGUUGCCACCUCGCAGAACGACAAGGCGGUGCUCCCGCCAGUCAUCACGUCACGGCCGCUGUCGGGCUCAGCUCGCCUGCCGCCGUUGCCGAGCGGCUUCCACUCUGGUGGCUCCAUGUCGGGCUCGCUGCCACCAGUGGCCGCGUCAGCUGGUUCCAUGACUGGCACGCCGCCACCCAAGUCGCAGCCCCUGUCUGCUUCGGGCAGCGCUGCCACCACCUCCACGAGCAUCAGCACGCCAACAACGCCACCGCAGCAGCAGGCCCACGCACUUCACCAGCCGCACCCGCCCCCGAUGCGUGCGCCCUCGCCGCCGGGCUCCCCUCCACGCAACGGCACGCCGCAGCGCUUCCACCGUCAGCUGUCGUCGUCUGGCGGGUCACGGCCACAAUCGGCUGACCUCGCGGAGCGCUCAGCGGCGUCGAUGACGGCGGUCGCUUCAGCAGCCUCAUCAACGCCCGUCAGUCCCCCGCAAGCGCAACUGACACAACCGCAGUCGGCGCUAGCACCCCAGCCGCCGCCACAGGCGCCGCCGGCGCACCCGUCGCGGCCUCGCUCUGCGGACCUGGUGGCAGCCGCCAGCGCGGCUUUGCCGGCAAGCCAAGCAGCACCCACUGCUGGUGCUGCUCGUGCAUCGCCACCGCCUGCACUGAACACCACACCCCUGCCGCUGGAGACCCCGGCGGUUGCUGCAGCUGCAGUGCCUGCCAGCCCACGUGUACCGGGUGUCGUGGUCACAACCCCGGCAUCUGGCACCAGUCGUCCGCACCGUCAGCUGCAACAAUCAGCGCCGGUUGCUCAGGCCGUCCAGGCGGUGGGUGCCGGGGGCCGCCUGGAUGGCGGGGCGGUCUCGGCAAGCCGUGACUCGGCGUUGCCGGUUGAAGAGAACUCGGCGGUGGUGGUAAUUGAGGAUGACAAGGACAGCGACAUUCAAGCUGAUGUGGAGGUGUAUAUGGAUGACAGUGGGCUGGCCUCUCCCAGCCCCGCCCACACCAGCCUGGGUGCGCCGGCGCAGCCGGUAGGGGCCGCUACCGUGACGAACAUGCCCGCAGCUGUCAAGCCGGUCGGCACAGCUGCAAGUCUCAGCAGCAAAGCAGAGGCAUCACCAGGGCCGGACGAGGCGGAAACCGCGCGGCUUCAGCAGCAGCAACAGCAUCUGCUGCAUCUCACGGAUGCGAGCGUGCUGCCAUCGCGCCCACCCGGCACAGCCGGCAGCGGCAUGGGUAGUGUCAUGUCAGGUAGCCACAUCAGCGCCGCGCCGCUGUCCGAGGCCGGCAGCAGCAGCAGCGCCGGUGCGGGCGGCGCCGGUGCCCGUCCGGGCUCCGCCGCAACCGCCGGAAUGAUGGGGUCUGGCUACCAGGCUUCGCUGCUGGGCAUGCUGGAUGACUCGGUGUCAAGCUUCGACUUCCGGGUGCCUAGGUCGGCGGGCGGGAACAGCGGCGGCGCGGGCACCGGCUCGCGCCCGAGCUCGGCGGCCUGGGCGGCGCCGGCCUCACCCGCCGCGCCCGUGCACGCGACCAUUGCCGCUGCUGCCGCCGCCGCAGCGGCAGCUGGCGUGCCGUCUGCUGCUACAGCCCGCAAAGGCGACAGUGUGCCUGGCAAGGCUGGGCCGGCGGGCAAUGGCGUGGUGACGGUGGCCGUCAAGGCCGGGGCGCCCGUGCCACUGGGGUGCUCGGCAGCAGCCCCGAAGGCAGGCCACGCAGGAGCACUGCCCUCCGCCAACUCGUUCCAGGUGCUGCAGCCGUCCAAGGCGGCAGCAGCAGCCAGAGCUGUAUCAGGCGACCUGAUGUACGGCGGUGCAGAUGACGGCGAGGAUGACGGGGGCCGGGGCUUUGACGAGGAGCCCGUGGGUAUGGAGGAGCCCGUGCUGCCACAGCCGGCGUCAUACCACCUAGCUGCUAUACCACCGCCCGCGGUGGCGCCGCCGCUGCAGCUGCCCGCUACGGCGGCUGCGACCGGGGCGCCUGCUACUGCCGCGCCUGCAGCGGCAGCACCCGCUGGAGCUGCUACUGCUGGGGCGCCUGCUGCUGCCGUGCCUGCACCCGGGGAGCCGGACAUGGAUGACCUCAUGCGGGAGAUACAGGCGCUGUCCGCCCUGCGCAAAGCGCUGAAGGCAGAGUUUGAGGGCAUGGGUCACGGCGAGGCGGUGGCGGGCCUGCAGACCCUGUCCGCCAAUUUCACCGCCGCAGCGGGUAGUAACGGCAACGGCGCCAGCGCCACUGCCAGUCCGGCGCAUUAUGCUGGGCCAACUCAGGGGAACAGUGCGAGCUCCGCACCUGAAGCCGUGGGCAUUGCUGGCGCAGCCGCCGCGGCUGCUCAGCCAGCUCCGGCGCCAUUGCUGCAGUGGGGGUUCGGCGGUGGUGCACAGCCGCCGCCGCCGCAGCAGCAGCAGGAGCUCUACGGCACAGCGCCGGCAUACACCGUGCCGCCGCCAAUGCCCAUGCAGCAACAGCAGCAGCCAUUUGAACAGCACAUGCAGAUGCCGGCGUGGGCUGCCCUUGUGAUGCCGCCACACCCAGUCGCGGAGCCACAGCCGGUGCAGGCGCUUCCUCAGCAGCACCCGCACCAACCAGUCGCUCAGCCAUCCACAGCGCAGGCUCCGUACGGGGCGCCUUGGCCGCAGGCUGACAGUGCACAGCGUCACACACAGCAGGCAGCCCCGCCACUGGCGACCACGCUUCCGAGUGCUGCAGCCACACUGGCGCCUGGUGGGGUUGCAGGUGCGCCCUUUCCCGCAGACGUCAUGGCGGCGGCGGCCGCAGCCGCAGCAGGGCCCAACGCCGUUGCGGCACAGGGCUCGGUGCCUCAGUACUAUGAGGAAGAUCCCCACGGCCGCUCCUUUGCCUUCGCAGCGCCGCAGCAAACGGCUGCUGGCAACGGCUUCUACCAGCAACAAGCGGCCCUGCCGGAGCCGCUGCCGCUUGCCCCGCCCGUCAUGCCAGCGCCAGCGCCAGCGGCCCCGCCACAGCCCGCCGCUGCUCCGUCGCCGCCGCAGCCCGCGCUACAGUGGACUAUUCCGGCUGCUCCUGGCAGCUCGAGCCCAGGCGCAGCACCCCAGCCGCAGGUGUCACCCCAGCGCCCGGCGCGUGUCAGCGGAGGUGGCGCCGCCACGCCCACCAAGUCCACUCCCAGCGUCGCAGCAGCAGCUGGCAGCACCAAGCGCGCGCUGGGUGGCCAUGCCGGCGGCGCCGGCUACGCAGCGCUGGACAGCCCUGGGUCAGUCAGUGAAUUACGACACGGUACGCGGUCAGGCACGGGCACGGCCUCGGCACCCAAGCCAGCUAUGGCAGCCGCCGAGCGGCCACUCAUCAAUGACGGCAGCUAUGCACGGGCAGCCGUUGAGGCACGGGAGCGGGCCGAGCGGGAACGUGCGGCGCGGGAGGCCCUGGCGGCGGAGACUGCCGCAGCCAAGGCCGCGGCCUUGCAACGCAGCAAGUCGGAGCACCGGACCGGUGGGGGUGGUGGCACACCCAGCGGCGGUGCCUCCACCUCACCCACUGCUGGCACGGGGUCCGGUGCUACCAAGGCGCCCUCUGCCAUCGGCUCGUACGUGCGCCAGCCCUCUCCCUUGCCGGCACGACCCACAGCGCCGUUUGGGCGGUCCACAUCAACGGGCCGAGACACCGGCGCGCGCGGGGGCGUAGCGGCCGAGCCCUCUUCGUCCGGCACCACACCCACCGGCACACGUGCCGCGUCCCGCAUUCCAACGCCGCCGAGGCCGCGUGAUGCCGGCGCUGCUGGUGUGGGCGCAACUGGCGGCAAGCAGCUGGCGGUUGAUGAGUCGUACGACAGCGAUCUGGAUUUCUUGGAGCGGGCUCUAGACGCGUCUGACACGGAGACGGACACGCCGUCACCGCCGCGGCAAGGGGCGCGCAGGGAGGCGUUCGCGUCGCCCUCGUCGGCCACAGCCGCGGCAGCAGCAGCCGCAAACGCAGCGGCGUACCGGGAGCGCCUUGCCGAGGCACGCCCCAAACCGCUGCGCAUCCCCACGUCUGGCGCGGCCACGCCCAUGGGGGGCGCCAGCACCGCCAGCACCGUGGCCUCACACGCCGUGCCCACAGGCGGCGGCCGCGCAGCGGGCGCCGGCUCGCGGGCUGGUGGGGCUCCUAUGGCGGCGGCGCCGCAGCGCAGCGGCCACAGCGGCACGAGCGGCAAGCCUGUGACGCCCUUCACUGCCGCCAUUCGCGAACUGAUGGGUCUGCCAGGCUCGGCUCCGCUGGAGCAGUCUCGCGCCGCCGCUGGGGCCGCCGUGGGCCGCGGUGGUCAGCUGCUGGACGCGCGCGGGCAGUGGCCCAGUCGGCUGACGGAUGAGGAGGACCGCCUGCUGGCCAGUCUGAAGCGCCUGGACGCAGAGGUGCUCAAGCGGGGCCUUGCGGCUGCUGGCCUCGUGAAUGGACCGUCCGUGACUGGUGGCAAGGGUGGCAAGGCGGCGGGCAGCAAGGGCGGCAAGGCAAUGGCUGCUAGUGGUGCCGCUGGCGGCGGCGGCGGCGGCGGCUCCAACAAGCUGACCAACUCGCUGCAGCAGGACCAGCUGCGUGAGAGCCUGGACCGCCUGGACAGCCAGCUGGGGGCGCUGCGGAGGAAGAUGGAGGACCGCGCGUGCAUGCUGGGUAUGCCUUCAUCCGCCGCACCGACGCCCUCCGCAGCAGCAGCCAUAACGCCCGGUAAGCCCGCGGCCUCAACACGCCCCCGCGACAUUACGCCGACCAAGACCCCAGAGGAGCGCCGCGGCCCGCCCGCCACCCUUGCCAAGUCGCGUACGCCCACGCCCAACAAAGCCAAGGCCAUUCGCGAUCAGCGGCAGCAGCAGCUGACGUCACACCAGGGCGCCACGCCGCCGGCCGCGCGCACUGCAAGCGGCACAGCGUCUGCGCCGCCCAAGCCCGCGUCUGCCCCUGUCAUGGGGGCUAUGGGUGGCGUGCCGGCAGUGCCAGCUGCGGCGCAGUACCAGCAGGGACCUAUCGCGGCAAGCUCGAUAUCGCCGCCGCCCGCGUCCGCGUCGGCCGUGCCUUCAGCUGGCUACAGUGGGAUUCCGCAGGGGCCAGCCAAUGGUGUUGCCAGCGGCGUAUCUGGAGCGCAGCCGCACGGCAUGCCGCCACGCGCGCCGCCGGCGCGCGCACCUGCAAGUGCACCCACCGGCCCUGCCGCGACCAACGCCGCGGCACAGCAACAGCACCACCACCAACAGCAACAACAGCAGCAGGGGCCGCCGGAUGCCGGCAUGAUGAUGUUGCCCAACGGCAUGAUGGUGCCGUACCCGGCCCCAGCGUACGGCGCCAUGCCGGGCGGCGGCGCGCACGUGAUGAAUCCGUACGGCACGCCGUCGUCGCCAGGCGGCGGUGGCAGCGGCGCCCCACAGGGCAUGCUUAUGCCGCCGCCCCCACAACAUCAGAACCUGCAGCAGCCGCAGCAGCAGCCGCAGGUUGCGUACGUGCCCACGAUGCUGCCGAACGGGCAAAUGGCGUACGUGCCGCAGUACGUCAUGCCGGGCGGGGGCGGGAGCUACAUGCAGUCCAACAUGGGUUUUCCCCAAAUGAUGAUGCAGCCAACGGGGAUGCAGUCGCCGCAGCUGGUGAUGGCGUGGGGCGCGUCGCCGCCGCCUUCCGCGCAGGCGGUGCCGAUGUCGCCCGCCGGGCCCAGCUUGUACUCCUUCGACCGCUCCUCCAGCAAUGGCACACCACCCCAGGUGCAGCAGCAACCGCAGAAUGGCGGCGGGCCAGGCUCCCAUGACCUUGCCUACCAGCACCAGCAGUAUCAGCACCAGCAACAACAGUACCAUCACCAGCAGCAUCAAGCACAGCAUACUCCGCCCUUCGUUUCCCACAGCCCGCCGCCCAGCGGCCCCAUGCCGCAUUACCACAGCACAGUCAUGCGCUCACGCAGCAUCGGUAGCCGAGACGGUGAGGCUAUGACAGCCGCUGCAGCUGCGGCUGGGCUGGUGCAGCAGCCGCAACAGAGGGUGCCGCACUCUGCGCCGCAGGUUGCUAGCGGCGGUGGAGUGCAGGGCGGCGGUGCGGAGCUGGCUGCUCCGCAGUCUACGAGGGAGCCGUCGGUUCAGUUCCAGUCGUUUGGGCCCAACGGCGGCAGUCGGGGGCUGGGGCCGGGAGCAGCUUGGGGAGGGGGCGCUGCAGGCGCCGGGGCUGGGCCUGCAGAUGGGGGCGUGAUCAAGGCGGGAAAUCUGGGGUUGCUGUUCUCAUAGGCUGCGGCGCAUCGGUGUGUACGUUGCGUGUGUCGAGUGGCACGCAGCGGUAAAUGGUCAUGCUGGUGAUCCAUGCGUGUAUGGCAUGCUUUAAGCAUGCAGAGGUUGGAAGCUCGUGGUACGUGCAGCGUGCGCCGCAUUGGCGCAGGUCGUGGGUAGUUCACCAUGGGAACACACGGAAGCUGCGCCUGUAUAGCUGGGUCCUGGCCUGGAUAAGGCUGCUCAUGGAGUCCUGUUUCGUUGCCUGGUGAUUUGGAAAGUCAGGCAAGCAUGAACCUCGGAUUCUGCUGUAAUGUUCACUUGCU
Chlamydomonas reinhardtii is the source of this 9370-nucleotide messenger RNA. RefSeq lists its product as uncharacterized. Gene Ontology annotation, cellular component: aryl hydrocarbon receptor complex; nucleus. The transcript is spliced from 12 exons. Gene Ontology annotation, biological process: regulation of transcription by RNA polymerase II. Gene Ontology annotation, molecular function: transcription cis-regulatory region binding; nuclear receptor activity. The coding region runs from base 246 to 9065 and encodes 2939 amino acids. NCBI's taxonomy places the organism in Eukaryota, Viridiplantae, Chlorophyta, Chlorophyceae, Chlamydomonadales, Chlamydomonadaceae. The record is from RefSeq and is a predicted model, not a curated record.